This is a messenger RNA of Pisolithus orientalis, 582 nucleotides long. RefSeq lists its product as uncharacterized. The record is from RefSeq and is a predicted model, not a curated record. The coding region runs from base 1 to 582 and encodes 193 amino acids. Gene Ontology annotation, cellular component: membrane. The transcript has 3 exons. NCBI's taxonomy places the organism in Eukaryota, Fungi, Basidiomycota, Agaricomycetes, Boletales, Pisolithaceae. Gene Ontology annotation, biological process: transmembrane transport; monoatomic ion transport. Gene Ontology annotation, molecular function: monoatomic ion channel activity.
AUGGCUGCCCUUUCGGUUACCACAGUUGUACUUAGCCUCCACGAUGGAUGUCCAGGUCUCCCCUUUUACGUGUUGGAAGUGAUUAUCAAUACUUCUAUGAUACUCGAAGUUAGCGUGCGCUUUGUUGCCUUCGGAAGGCAAUUCUGGAGAUCGCCCUUCAAUGUAUUCGAUUUAAUCCUGACUGUAUUUUGUGCCACAACACUGCUGGUCUUGGCGUUUGCCGGUUGCGGAGCGACAAGCAAAGAAGAGGAGUUGCUGGAUACAUUGUUGCUAAUAGCGCGUAACGUGCUGCAAUUUGGUCGUCUGGCUUCUGUGAUGAGACAAUCUGGCCAAUCUAUAUUCUCGCGGCCGAAGCCCAUCGACAUUACGGCAGUGCGAAGAGCCGGGUAUACCGAACUUGACUUGGACCUAGAGGAUGAAGAUGAAGACGCAGAGCUUGGUAGGCCGCUUGUGCAGGAUUCGAUACUGUUCGAUGCCCAAGGAGAACAGGGGGAAGAGAGGUCGAGGAUGUCAACGAUGCCUCGAGCUGCUCAGGCAAUACACGAACGGGAUUCUGUGGAUGUGUGGGCAGAGAUAGGUUGA